CCUCGAUAUUCGCGGAGUCGAGGACAUCGGCGGAGACUUACAGUGAAAACGACCAUGACGUUUACCCAUGUCAGUGAAAUCCCGAAUACAACGGCGAGCUUUAGAGAUUCAGCGCUGUUCAAAUUCCAAUGUUCUGCAAGCCCUACGAUUACCACCAUUAACGUCUAUCGAUACAAGUUCCAAUACCGAGUUGGAAGUCCAGCUAUUUUCAGUGAGCGAAAGACACCAGAAGGGAAAACAUAGCUAGUAGGCAUGAAGUAGCCGUUUAUGCCGUUUAAAAAUGACAGCGACAAGCGCCGUCUAUCACGACACAAAUGCACGGAGGCGAACAUUGUGAAAGCACACACUUGCGUCGUCCGUUCAUAGCGCAUUUUCAUGUCGUGUUCAUCGCAAUCGGGUCUCUUAAUCCACCGCGACAGUACAAUUCUUGCCG
Messenger RNA from Serpula lacrymans var. lacrymans S7.9, 433 nucleotides. RefSeq lists its product as uncharacterized. The coding region runs from base 55 to 243 and encodes 62 amino acids. NCBI's taxonomy places the organism in Eukaryota, Fungi, Basidiomycota, Agaricomycetes, Boletales, Serpulaceae. The record is from RefSeq and is a predicted model, not a curated record. The transcript has a single exon.